AUGAAGAUCACCGCAAGUUUCACGACCGGUGUCACCCUCGCCGGGUGUGCCCUCGCCGAUUGCGGCUCUUCGCUCCGCAAUAUCAUGUAUUUCGACCAGUAUCAUCUCACAACACCUACCAAGGAUGUGACGGGCGGAAUUACUCAUGUCAUCACGGCCUUCGCCAACUCGUCGCUGUUCGUCGGAGCGACCCCCGGCAACUACACGCCCUUCAUGCCACUCGCCGAUGUCCGUGCAUUGUUUGACAACGGCACCAAAGUCGGUAUUGCGAUAGGAGGAUGGGGUGAUACGGAAGGCUUCGGCGCCGGAGCCAAGACUGAAGAAACCCGAAAGCAGUAUGCGAUUAACGUGGCUGCCAUGGCCACCUCUCACGGCUUCGAUUUCGUUGAUGUCGACUGGGAGUAUCCUGGUGGCAAUGGCCCCGACUACAAACAAAUCCCCAAUGCCAACAAGACGGACGAAAUCACCACAUUCCCCCUAUUCCUCCAGGAAAUCAAGGAUGCCAUCAGCCCCAAGGAGCUGUCCAUCGCCGUCCCGGGCCUUGAGAGGGACAUGAUCGCAUUCACUCAGGAGCAAGCACCCAAAAUCUUCGCUGCCGUUGACUUCGUCAAUGUUAUGACGUAUGACCUGAUGAGCCGCCGCGACAACGCAACCCUGCACCACUCGGAUGUCGCCGGUUCCCUCGCCUCUGUCGAGCGUUACCUGAGCUUAGGUUUGGACGCUUCUAAGAUCAACCUCGGCUUUGCUUUCUACGCCAAGUUCUUCCAGACGCAACCUGGUGUGGACUGCUCUGCCACCCCCGUCGGCUGCCCCAUCGUCCUAGCCGAACUAGAGGACGGCAGUGAUGCGGGUACCAGUGGUGCCACCACGUUCGAGAAGUCCAACGUGGUCCUUCCCGUCAUCCCUACCAACUUGACCGUCACCUCCGAUGGAUCCUGCGGCAUCAACACCUUCAACACUUGCCUCGGCGCCCCUGAAAACGCGACCUGCUGCAGCCAGUACGGCUACUGCGGUAGCACAGCCGCCCACUGUGGCACCGGCUGCCAACUCGGCUAUGGAAACUGCGAAGGGCCGUCGACCGCAACCUCCUUCGUUGCCGCUUUGGCUAAUAGCACGACAGACGAGGAGAACGGAGGCGAGUGGUGGUGGGACGCGGAGAACGAGCUGUUCUGGACUUUCGACACCGUGGAGCUCAUGCAACGUAAGUUCGAUGAGAUCGUCGCAGCUAAGGGCCUCGGCGGUGUCAUGGCCUGGUCCCUGGGUGAAGACUCGUACGACUGGAGCCGCAUCGCGGCCAUGAACGCCGGGGUCAAGAAGCUGCAGGCAACUAAGAAGAGAUCCACGAAGAAGCGCCGUGCUGUGGGACAAAAGCUGCACGCUUGA
Messenger RNA from Pseudomassariella vexata, 1383 nucleotides. Its product is annotated as family 18 glycosyl hydrolase. Gene Ontology annotation, molecular function: chitin binding; chitinase activity. The coding region runs from base 1 to 1383 and encodes 460 amino acids. Gene Ontology annotation, biological process: chitin catabolic process; carbohydrate metabolic process. NCBI's taxonomy places the organism in Eukaryota, Fungi, Ascomycota, Sordariomycetes, Amphisphaeriales, Pseudomassariaceae. The record is from RefSeq and is a predicted model, not a curated record. The transcript has 3 exons. Gene Ontology annotation, cellular component: extracellular region.